AUGGCGGAGCGAGACUCUCCGCGCGGUCCACCCGGGGCGCAUUCUAACGACGGGCCGCCUCUUCUCGACGCGACGACCGAGGAAAAGUCCCCGUUCACCCAUCCUCCUCAACCGCUUUCGGCGCCAGGGUUCCCCGCUUCGCCCAACCUGCCCGCCGCGUUUCCCGCGGCAUCCGAUCUGCCCGCUUUCCCCGGUGGAUCCAGCCUUUCUUACGGCCGGAGCGAUUCUCCUCUCCCCGCGUGCCUUGCGCCGCGAUUCACGCAGACCAAAUCUCGCGACGACGUGGCUGCCGAUUGCGCCAUGCCUCACGCGUUCAAGCAGUCGCUCGACGACCUCUGCUGCCUGAAUCUGAUUGGGUCUCGAAACGCCACGCUCGAAGCGCCUCGGAGUACCAACCGAGCCGCGCAAAAUAAAAUCUUUGACGAUUUUUCCUGCUUAGGGUUAGGGCUCGACGACGAAUCCGACGGCCUGUUCCGAUCUGCGCCGCAAAGCCGCUCCGUUUCCCCGCCGCCCGCCUUUCCCCCUCCGCUCGCCGCUCCCCCCCCUCUGUGCCCAGAGCGCGCGGCUCCAGACAGCGCGCCCGGCGCGCAGGUCUCCGCAUUCAGCGCCGCGCUUGCCGCCGCCACUGGCGCCGCCGCCAAAAGCUCGUCUGCAGCCUUCGCGGCAGAUCAGCUCCCCCAACACCCGCGCUCCGCCUUCCCGCCAUCCCCCGCUAAUGUCCCCGCUGUUCCGCUCCCCUCUUCUCGCCCCCCUUCCUCGUCGUCCCCUCACCCUUCUUGCCCGCUUUCCCGCGAGUCCGGGCGUGCGUUCGAGAGGCAGCACAUUUUGGGGGUGAGGGAGGAGCCUCGGCUGAGGGAGCAGGACUUCGGAAACUUCCAGGUGCAGGAGCGCAUGAGGCAGAUCAAGGACAUGAGGCAGCGGUUUGGGCGGUUCUUCUACCGAUUCCCUGAAGGGGAGUCGUCUGCUGACGUGUACGACCGUGUGACUGGUGGACCAGCAUGCACGCAUAGCGAGGGCAGUGGGCGACAGGAAGGGUCGCGGCACCUCGGGAUCUCCGGGGUGGCUGUCUUUCUUCGACCACCUGGAGACCCCCUCGAGAUCACCCCCUGCAGUGCCUGCAGCAAUGAGCACGAGGGGUCACUGCUGCAGCAGCACGAGGGGUCACCUCGGGAACUCCGGGGUGGCUGUCCUUCUUCGACCACCUGGAGACCCCCUCGAGACCACCCGCUGCUGCUGUGCCCGCUGCAGGUGAAGCAGCAGUGGCAGCAGCAAGAAGAGCAACUCUUUGAGCCGACUCACAGCUCUCUUUGUUACUGUGUUCUCUCCUCCCUCUCCCCCUCCCCCUCCCCCUCCCCCUCCCCCUCCCUGCAGACCAGCAUGCGCGCAUGA
This is a messenger RNA of Closterium sp. Yama58-4, 1389 nucleotides long. The record is from the annotation of a GenBank genome assembly. Lineage: Eukaryota; Viridiplantae; Streptophyta; Zygnematophyceae; Desmidiales; Closteriaceae.